AUGGGCAAGUGGAGCAUCGGGCGAAAGCCGGGCCGCACACUCGGACUCCUGCUGCUGGUGAUCUUGAGUUUCCUGGUGCUCUGCAGGUAUUUGCAUCUCAGGCUGGGCAGCUAUGACCAUGAGGCGGCUCAGAGAUUGGAUUGGUAUAAUCUGCUCCCUGCGUGGCUAAGACACCGGCAGUCAGGGCUGCAGGCCAACGGCCAAUACUUCAUGCUGGAGGACUCAACUUUCUGGAUCUUCGGGGGCUCCAUGCACUAUUUCCGGGUGCCCAAGGAAUACUGGAAGGACCGUUUGCUGAAGAUGAAAGCUUGUGGCUUGAAUACCCUCACCACCUAUGUUCCAUGGAACCUCCAUGAGCCAGAAAGAGGCCAGUUUGACUUCUCUGGGAACCUGGACCUGGAGGCCUUUGUGCUGAUGGCUGCGGAGAUCGGGUUGUGGGUGAUUCUGCGUCCAGGCCCCUACAUCUGCAGUGAGAUUGACCUCGGGGGCUUGCCCAGCUGGUUACUCCAAGACUCUGGCAUGAGGCUGAGAACAACUUACAAGGGCUUCACCGAAGCAGUGGACCUUUAUUUUGAUCACCUGAUGUCCAGGGUGGUGCCACUCCAGUACAAGCACGGAGGCCCCAUCAUUGCUGUGCAGGUGGAGAAUGAAUAUGGUUCCUAUAACAGAGACCCGGCCUAUAUGCCUUACAUCAAGAAAGCCUUGGAGGACCGAGGUAUUGUGGAAUUGCUCUUGACUUCAGACAACAAGGACGGCCUGCAAAAGGGAGUCAUGGAUGGAGUGCUGGCCACCAUCAACCUGCAGUCACAACAUGAGCUGCAGUUAUUAACCAACUUUCUCUUAAGUGUGCAGAGGGUUCAGCCCAAGAUGGUGAUGGAGUACUGGACAGGGUGGUUUGACUCGUGGGGAGGCCCACACAACAUCCUGGAUUCUUCUGAAGUUCUAAAAACAGUGUCUGCCAUCCUCGAUGCUGGCUCCUCCAUCAACCUCUACAUGUUCCAUGGAGGUACCAACUUUGGCUUCAUAAAUGGAGCCAUGCAUUUUCAUGAAUAUAAAUCUGAUGUCACCAGCUACGACUAUGACGCUGUGCUGACAGAGGCUGGGGAUUACACAGCCAAGUACUUCAAGCUCCGAGGUUUCUUUGGCUCUAUCUCAGGUGUCCCUCUUCCUCCCCAACCUGACCUCCUUCCCAAGACUGCAUAUGAGCCCUUGAGACCGAAUUUAUACCUGUCACUGUGGGACGCCCUGCAGUACAUGGAGGAGCCAGUCAAUUCUGAAAAACCACUCAAUAUGGAGAACCUGCCAAUAAACAAUGGAAAUGGACAGUCCUUUGGGUACACUCUGUAUGAGACCACCAUUGCUUCAUCGGGCAUCCUCAGUGGUCUUGUGCGUGACCGGGGACAGGUAUUUGUGAACACAGUGUCUGUAGGAUUCUUGGACUAUGAAAGGAAGAAGAUUGUUAUUCCCUUGAUCCAGGGUUACACCAGGCUGAGGAUCUUGGUGGAGAAUCGCGGGCGAGUCAACUACGGGGAUAACAUUGAUGACCAGCGCAAAGGUUUAAUUGGAAAUAUCUAUCUGAAUGAUUCUCCCCUGAAAAAAUUCAGAAUCUACAGCCUGGAUAUGAAAAAGAGCUUCUUUCAGAGGUUCAGCGUCGACAAAUGGAGCCCUAUCCCUGAAGUACCUACGUUCCCUGCUUUCUUUUUGGGUGCCUUGUCUAUUUCCCUUUCCCCUUUUGACACCUUCAUGAAGCUGGAGGGCUGGGAGAAGGGGGUUGUAUUCAUCAAUGGCCAAAACCUUGGACGCUACUGGAACAUUGGACCCCAGGAGACCCUCUAUCUCCCAGGUGCCUGGUUGGACCAAGGCAUCAACCAGGUUAUUGUUUUCGAGGAGAAGAUGGCAGGCCCUGUGAUACAGUUCACUGAAACACCCCACCUAGGCAGGAGCCAGUACCUUGAUUGA
Messenger RNA from Neomonachus schauinslandi (Hawaiian monk seal), 1959 nucleotides. RefSeq names its product beta-galactosidase-1-like protein 2. Gene Ontology annotation, biological process: carbohydrate metabolic process. The transcript has 20 exons. The record is from RefSeq and is a predicted model, not a curated record. Bases 1 to 1959 code for a protein of 652 amino acids. Gene Ontology annotation, molecular function: beta-galactosidase activity. Lineage: Eukaryota; Metazoa; Chordata; Mammalia; Carnivora; Phocidae. Gene Ontology annotation, cellular component: vacuole.